AUGCUUCUCAAGCUUCUCGACUGUGGCUCCCCUUCAGGCGCGGUCCUGGGGGUGGAAGCGGGUUUGGCCCCGGUGGUGGCAGCGGGUUUGGCGGUGGCGGCAGCGGGUUUGGAGGGUUUGGCGGUGGCGGUGGAGGGUUUGGCGGAGGCAGCGGCGGGUUUGGCCCCGGCGGCGGAGGGUUUGGUGGAGGUGGCGGCGGGUUUGGCGGAGGCGGCGGGUUUGGCCCCGGUGGGAGUGGCGGGUUUGGGUCUGGCGGCGGCAGUGGGUGGGGUGACGGUGGGUGGGGUGGCGGCGGAUUUGGCGGAAGCGGAUUCGAUGAUGGCUAUGGACCAGAUGGCGAGCGGCAUCGGGCCCAACGGCUUGGCCAUCGACUACGGGGGCUACGGCGGUGGCGGCAUCCAGGACUUGGACGAAGGCGCCAUGCGCCUGGUGGGUGGCCCUGGCAGCUACGAGGAGGCCAUGCUGGGCAUGCAGGGCUACGGGGUGGACGCGGACGGAGAGCUGGUAUUGCCCCCAGGGGUGGAGCCGGGAUCCAAGGAGUACAACGAGUUCUUGUUGCAGUUGGAAGCCCAGGGCCUCAUCGAGAUCCACGAGGAGAUCGUGGAGGUUCCACAGGUGGUCGUGGAGGAACGCGUGGUGCACGUGCCAGGCCGGAAGCAGAUCCAGGAGCGGCUCAUCGAGGUGCCCAAGGUGGAGUGGGUGGAGCGCGUGGAGUACGAGGACUUUGUGGAAUACCGGGAGGUGCCGGUGGACAAAAUCAUCGAGGUCCCGGAGAUCGAGUACAAGGUGAAACAGGUGGACCAAGCCGUGCCGCAGACCUACGUGCAGGAGCACUUCGUGGACAGAUACAGGGAGGUGCCGGUGACGCAAGUGCAAGAGGUGGAGCGCACAGAGCACGUUCCCGUGAUGGUGCCCAGGGAUUGGCAGCCUCCGAAUCUGCAGGCUAUGGGCAUGGCGCCGGCCCAGCAGAUGGUCGCCACCUGA
Molecule: messenger RNA, 984 nt
Organism: Effrenium voratum
Lineage: Eukaryota; Dinophyceae; Suessiales; Symbiodiniaceae
Source: the annotation of a GenBank genome assembly